Molecule: messenger RNA, 332 nt
Organism: Poecilia reticulata (guppy)
Lineage: Eukaryota; Metazoa; Chordata; Actinopteri; Cyprinodontiformes; Poeciliidae
Gene: smim11
Product: small integral membrane protein 11
Source: RefSeq, a predicted model, not a curated record
CCGCCUCCUUCUGACGAGCAUAAGUAGCGCUUGCGCAUAGCCGGCGAGAAGAGUAUUACAGCAACGAAAAUGAUCAACUGGAAGGCCUUGGACAAUGUCCCCCUCCUCUUCUACAUCCUGGCCCUGAAGACGCUGCUGCUGUGCUUGGCCUUCGCCGGGGUCAAGAUUUACCAGAGCAGGAAAGCCGAGGAAGCCCUGAAGAAGCAGCAGGCCGAGAGGAGAAGGCUGGCCCAGCAGACGCAGGAACUCAUCGACAACCUGAAGGAGGACUGAGGAAAUCCAGAGGAGCAGAACGAGCUCCUCCCAACGAGCCGGAGAAGCAGAAAGAAAGA